AAUCAAACACUGAAUUGACUUGACUUAUAAUGAAGCCAAAAUUCAAUCACCAUUAUUGCUCUUCUAUUUUUAGCGCUCUCAAGAUCUCAGCUUCUUCUGCAUCUAAUAAUAAUAAUCAACUAAGUUUUUGUUCUCUUGUGGGCUUUUCCAAUUGCCAGCAUCAGAUAAACUCUUGCCCCAGAUUCUUCUCCGGUGACCCCAGAUUCUUCUCUACGAGUUUGUUCUAUAUUUCUGACUGAAGGGUCUGUAAUGGCAUCAGAAAUCUCAGUAAAAUCAUCAACCAGAAGCAGCUUUAUGGCCCAAGUGCUGCUCAGAAUUCUUGCCAUGGCUUUCACCUUGGCUGCAAUCUCUGUCAUGGUUACCAGCACCCAAUAUAUUUUGAUAUUUGGUAUCAAAUUUGUUGCCACCUACAGUGACUCAUCUGCAAUGAGGUUCUUGUUCGGUGCCAAUAUAACAGCAUGUAUAUUCUCGUUCAUAUCACUAAUCUUUGUUUGCGUUGUUAGCCGUUCAGAAUCAGACCUCAAGAAAUAUUUUUAUCUAUUUUUGCAUGACAUGGUGAUAAUGUUGUUGUUGAUCUCGGGAUGUGCUGCGGCGAGUGCAGUUGGUUAUGUAAGUAAAUAUGGAGAAGAGAAAGCUAAUUGGGCGCCUAUUUGUGGCAUUGUCAGCAAAUUUUGCAACCGAGUGAUGAUAUCUCUUGUGUUAUCUUACUUGGGUUUCUUCUCCUAUUUGGCACUUACAAUUAUGGCUGCCAAGAAAUUUAUGUGACCAGCUGAUGAAAGAUGAACGAAAGGGGGACGAGAUUUAAGGUUGGGACUUUAGAAGAGAAGAAUGUCACAGUUUCAGUUUAUAGAUGUAAAUUUCCAGCUUCAGCAUACAAUAUCAUAGGCUCAUGCUUUAUGGAAUGAUUUUUUCAGAA
Molecule: messenger RNA, 916 nt
Organism: Mangifera indica (mango)
Lineage: Eukaryota; Viridiplantae; Streptophyta; Magnoliopsida; Sapindales; Anacardiaceae
Product: CASP-like protein 1F2
Exons: 3
Coding region: 250-765 (171 amino acids)
Source: RefSeq, a predicted model, not a curated record